AUGGAGCUUGUCUUACGACUCUUCGUGUUCGCUUCUGCCGUGCUGUUCAGUGCCUCCCACCCUAGGCAACACCACUUCGGCGUGAUCCGAAUCGCUUUUAUUGCAGUGGAUUCUCUGUUUCCCCUCCUUGCUUCAGGCGAAGCAGCGCAUUCGAGCCCUUUAAUCGCAAGGCAUGGGCCCUCCACCGCCUCCCCUGCGGAAGGUCAAUCCGGCAGCGAAACGCAGCAGCAGGCCUCUGAACACGCAUCAGCUCCCCAAGCAACCCAGACAGUUAUAGAACUGACAGCGACUAAUAGGUAUCAUAGCAGUAGCCACGAAGCCUCGUCACCUCCAAUUCGCGGAGGUGAUCAGCACAGCCUUACUGCCCUUCUCAACGACUUACGGCAUCACGGCACUCAGAUGACGUUGAAGGAGAGAAGAAACGCAGAGGCCAUCUUGAGGGCCAAAUACGGGGCCAUCACCCAGCAGUUGUUACAGCAAGACGAUCAAUAA
Molecule: messenger RNA, 492 nt
Organism: Cyclospora cayetanensis
Lineage: Eukaryota; Apicomplexa; Conoidasida; Eucoccidiorida; Eimeriidae
Exons: 1
Coding region: 1-492 (163 amino acids)
Source: RefSeq, a predicted model, not a curated record